AUGAAAGGAGAUUUCUUUGGAGGCUUGCCCACGGCGGGGAAACGGUGGGACGAGACGAAGCGAGAGGAGGAAGGGCGGUGCGACGAUACGAAGCGAGGGCAGGAAGGACGGUGCAAGGUCUUCCCUCGUUCAGAGUCUGAUGUUCGUUGGGUUUUCGCGGGAAUACAACGGCAGUUCGCGGAGGAGGAGGAGGAGGAUCGUCAUGGAAUUAUUGAAUUCAUCUACGUGAAGACCGUCGCCAACAUGGUCAUUCUCCACGAAUCGCUUUUCAAGGAACUCGGCUGGGACGAUGGCUAUGCCGUCCCAGCUGCUAACGAGUUUAACCAGCGCCUGCAACACCAGUUUCAGAAGAAGCAAGAGGAGCUGCAGAGGCUUCAAGAGGAAUUGGGGAGACUUGAAGGACGAUUGAAAAGCCUUCAAGAUCAUGAGAAGAGACUCCUUGAAAGGAGUCGAGAAGGGGAGCUGGAGAGAGAACAUGAGGCAUUGCGCACCCUGGAGGCAGAACUUCAGAAAUUGAAGUCUGGUAUAGUUGACCUGGAAAAGGAAGAUGCCCACCUGCAUGAGAGGAGCCGUCGGCAUGAGGAUGCAUCAAGUCGAUACCAGGAGCGACUGGGGCAAGCACAGACGGAGCUCCAGCUGGACCAAAUCACCUACGAGGAAUGGUUGCGGGAACUGGGGAAGAAGAACUCUGACAGUCUUGCUCUGGUCAAGUACGCUCACAUUGACGAGGGCAAGAUCAGGGAUGUGAGCUUGGAGCUAGAGAAGAAGGAGACAGAGGUGGAUCAGGAAAGAAGGAAGGUAGAGGGCCUGGAGACAGAGAUCAUUGCCCUGUUGCAAAGUCGAGAGAAGACUUUGCGCCUGGCGAGGGAUCGAGAUCAGGAACUGAAGGAAGCAGGGUCCAGGUGGCAUGAAGCAACCAAAAAUCUUCACCUUCGCAACCAUCUCCUGCAACAGGCCCUUCAGGAACUGGGUGAAAAGGAAGAGGAGAGAAAGAAGCUGAAUGCCAAGAGAGAGAUGGAGGAGGAAUAUACACAGCGAGAGAGAGGGAAUAAUAUAGAGUUGGCAAGGAGACUGGAAGGAGAUCUGAAGCCCAGGCAAGCUAAGAUCAAGCAGGCUCUGGAGGACAAAAAGACAAGGAAGCAGGACCUGGUUCAACAGAUGGCGGUGAGCCAGAAUGCCUUGGCAGGAGCCAGGCGAGACCUAGAUGCUUUGAGAGUGGUCAACAAGAAGAUGGAGGAGGAACAGCGGAUGACAGAGAAAAAGUCUAAGAGAGUUCUGGAAGAAAUACGAGAAAUAGAAGAGAAAAAGAAGACAUGGGAGCAUAAUGCAUCUGAUGCUGACAAACGAUUCAACCUCUUUCUUCAACUUAUUCAGGAGGAAGAAGGGCGAGGGAGAGGACUGGAGAGGAGCAUGGCCCUUGCUUUGGCUCUCAUGGCCAGGCGAGAGAAGGAGCUGAAGGAGAAGGAAAAGAAGAAGGAAGAGAUCACUCGGCGUGUGACUGGCAUCCAGACUCAGAUUACUGCUACUCAUGCACAAGCUACUGCUCUGGAACAGGACAUAGCUGCUCGCGAGGAUGCCAUAUACAAAAUGAAAGGAAAGAGGGAAGCAGAGAAGGGGCAAGAACAAAUGGAAAGAAUGAAGGAGGAGGUCAAUUCCCUUGAGGGCGAAUAUGCGUCCAUGCUUCGUACCCUCAACUCUCUAAAAGAGCGACGCGAUGGAGGGAUGAUGGAACGGAGCCUUCUUGAAGUGGAGGUGCAGCGGGUGAGCAGGAGGCUCCAGGAACUUUCUCACAGGACCCUACAGCUGGAAAAGGACAAAAUUGCACUUCAAACUGAGGAUGUGGAGAUGGAGAAGAUGUGGGAAGGAGAAAUGGAGCAGUUGAGAGGAGAACUGCGCUUGGUCGAAGGGGAUGCAACCCGCCUCCAGACUUUCCUUAAUGACCGCCUCCUCCGCAUCCAGCGGCUCUCCAAGAGGAAGGAGGUGGUGCUUGAUGGCCUCAGUGAGGGGAAGGAAGUAGACGUUGAGGUCACUCCUGGAUACCUCAUGGUGAAGAGGGUCCAGGAGAAAGGGGAGCUGCUCCAAGAUCUGCAGGAUGCAGAGGCUGAGUUGUUGGAAGCGCGUGAGGAGCUCCAGGCUGCUCUCAAUACACUCCAUCUUGUUGAGAAUGCCAAUCAUAGAUUUAAGGAGUCAUAUGUAUCACAUGGACGAGGAGUUGGACCGGAGGAGGAGGAAGAAGAGGAGGAUGAUGAGCGAGGUGGAAGGAGGUCAGUGAUGGAGGGGGAAUACCGGGAAGCAGCAGAGCUGGAACGGGAAGCCCAGCAUCACCUAGAUGCUGUGAAUCAGAAAUGUGAGGAGGUGAAAGCCCAAGUGAUGGAAGUAGAAAAGGAGAGGGUAGCUGAACGGGAGAAGGAAUGGGAGUCCCAACAGGAACUCGCUGCACUGGAGAAGGAAGUGAAGAGUCAGGAGCAUCGCAGAGAGGUCGUAGAUGCUGUUCUCCGCCGCCUUCACCGUGAUCUCCAUUCACAUUUCCAGUCUGCCGAGCUCCAAUCCCUCCUUAUGGAAGUGAAGGUGCGAGAGAAGCGGGAAAGGAGACGGAAGGCGAUGGAGUUGAUCCAGGCAGAGGCUGGAGCCGAUAUAGCUGUCUGGGCUGUCACUGAGAGACUGUUCCUUGAGACCCUUCGCAAUACAGCAAAGGAAAAUUCAUUUCAUCGAACUCCUUUGUUCCUUCUUCCACUUCCCCAUGUUAUUGAGUAUUGUGCUAUUGACAGCUGUCUGUAUCAAAGGACUGAAUCCAGUCAGGGACAGCUGGAAACAGAUGAUCCUGCUCAUCAUGACAUUCCUCCAAGUGGGUUGGCAGCUCCAGCUACUCGAAGUUCCUCAAGAGCAUCAUCUGUGUCAUCAGGAACAUCUCGCCCCCGUGCCCUGGAAGGCUACUACAAGGCACGCUUUGGGUCAACGUCAUCCCCCUCUGCCCCGUCACAACCCAGCUGUUCCCGUUCCCUCCAGAGCAACAAGUCCUUGAGUCGGAGUCCCCCUGAGGGAUCCCUUCAAAAAAGAUCAACUUCAUCUGCAUCCACUCCAUCACGACCUGGUGGUUCUCUCCAGAGCUCAAAGAAGUCUGUUCCCUCGGCAGUGAAUGACUCAGAGAGGGAGAUGGAGGGGAAGGUCUCGCCAAGGGCGUGCGAUCGGAGGAUCAGCCGCGAAGACCUGGAGUUCACCUGGUUCCAUGGCAAAGUGUCGAGGGAAAUGGCGGAAACGAGGCUUUUAUCCAACGACAGGAAUUGUGAUGAGGGAACAUUCUUGGUUCGAGAAAGCAAUUCAUCUUCUGGUGACUAUGUCCUCUCCCUGGUAAAUUCUGGGAAAGUGGUGCACUUCCAGAUUCGACAGAUGGGAGAUGAUGCCUUUUAUGCCAUCGAUGAGGGCCCAGUUAUUCAUGGACUGGACACACUGAUUCAGUACUAUCAAGAGGAUGAUCAUGGGUUACCAUUCAAGCUGGGGCGAAUGUGCAUCGGUAUGCCACCUCCUCACGACACCCGCAAACAUGGACGCACCAACCUCCUCCAUCGUGCUGCUAAGGAAGGUGAUCUUCGAAUUCUGCAAGAGGUGAUCAACUCAGGAUAUCACAGUCUGGAGGCAAAGAACCAAGAUGGGCAGACAGCCCUGCACCUGGCUGUGAUCCAUGGGCAUGUGAGUGUGGCCAAGUUCCUUCUCCAGGUUGGGGCUCCAUGCAACGUGAGGGACAGUGUCGGCCUCACCCCACUUCAUUAUGCAUGUCGUAUUAAUCAAGCCGAGCUGGUGAGUCAACUGAUGGAUCAUGGAGCUAACCCACAAGUACGAUCCUCUCACAACAAUGAGGUGGCCCUGCAGGAAGCAGCAAAGGUCGGUGCUCACCCUUGUAUUGAGGCUCUGCUGAAGGGAGGAGCCCCCAUCAGGCCCCGCACCCUUGACUCUCUCACCCCAUCAGACAUAGCACGUGAGGAGGGGCACCUUGACUGCCUUCGCCUCCUUGGUAGGUUGACAGGAUGA
Molecule: messenger RNA, 4026 nt
Organism: Darwinula stevensoni
Lineage: Eukaryota; Metazoa; Arthropoda; Ostracoda; Podocopida; Darwinulidae
Source: the annotation of a GenBank genome assembly